Messenger RNA from Daldinia childiae, 1734 nucleotides. RefSeq names its product Pyruvate decarboxylase. The record is from RefSeq and is a predicted model, not a curated record. The coding region runs from base 1 to 1734 and encodes 577 amino acids. The transcript has a single exon. Gene Ontology annotation, molecular function: magnesium ion binding; carboxy-lyase activity; thiamine pyrophosphate binding. NCBI's taxonomy places the organism in Eukaryota, Fungi, Ascomycota, Sordariomycetes, Xylariales, Hypoxylaceae.
AUGACUAGCGAGGAUAUCAGAACGAAAAAUCUCAAAAAGCCCGUUGACGUGGCUGAGUACCUCUUCACGAGGCUCCGCCAGAUCGGAAUCAAAUCUGUCCACGGACUUCCAGGUGACUUCAACCUUGUCGCCCUUGACUAUCUACCCAAGGCCGGGCUUAAAUGGGUCGGCAACUGCAAUGAGUUAAAUGCCGCGUAUGCUGCCGACGGUUACGCCCGUGUGAAGGGCAUCAGCGCUAUCGUCACCACUUUUGGUGUAGGCGAGCUGUCCGCUGUCAACGGUAUCGCCGGCGCUUAUAGCGAACACGUUCCCAUUGUUCACAUCGUCGGGUGUCCGUCUACCGUUUCUCAACGCAGCGGUCUACUGCUGCACCACACCCUAGGAAAUGGCAACUUCAACGCCUUUGCCGACAUGAGCGCUUCCAUCUCUUGCGCCGUCGCUAAGCUCAAUGAUCCGGCUGAGAUCGCUGGUCAGAUUGACCAUACCCUACGAGAAUGUUACUUGCGCUCUCGCCCCGUUUAUAUCAUGUUCCCCACCGAUAUGGUUGAGAAGAAGAUCGAGGGCGAGCGUCUCGAGACUGAAAUCGAUCUGACCGAACCUGCUAACGACCCGGAUCGGGAAGACUACGUCGUGGAUGUCAUUCUCAAGUAUCUACACGCCGCUGAGCGACCUGUCAUCCUAGUCGACGCUUGUGCCAUCCGUCACCGUGUCCUCGACGAGGUCCACGAACUUAUCGAGAAGACUAAUUUACCCGUAUUCGUCACUCCCAUGGGCAAGAGUGGCAUAAACGAGACGCAUCCCAGCUACGGCGGCGUCUAUGCGGGAACUGCCUCUGCCCCAGCCGUCAAGGAAAUGGUCGAAGGCUCUGACCUCGUCAUCUCCGUCGGCGCGCUUAAGAGCGAUUUCAACACCGCCGGAUUUUCUUACCGUCUAUCCCAGCUGACGUCCAUUGACCUGCACAGCGACCACUGCAUCGUGCGAUACUCAGAGUACCCCGGCGUGCGGAUGAAGGGCGUCCUACGCAAGAUCGUCGACCGCCUCGACGUAGCACAAGUCAAGGCCCUCCCGGCACCCAAGUUCGAGUCUCCUCCCGUGACGCCCGACGUCAACGCCGUCAUCAAGCAAGAAUUCUUCUGGUCGCGCAUCGACCGGUUCCUCCGGGAAGGCGACAUCGUCGUCACAGAAACCGGCACGGCCAACUUCGGCGUGUGGGAGACGCGGUUCCCGGCAGACGUGACGGCGCUCAACCAGACGUUCUGGGGCAGCAUCGGCUGGGCGGUCGGCGCAUGCCAGGGCGCCGCGCUAGCAACGCAAGAUAUCGAGGGUCUAGACAAAGCCCGGCGAACGAUCCUGUUCGAAGGCGACGGCAGCCUGCAGCUGACGGUGCAGGAAAUCAGCACGAUGCUCCGCCACCAGCUGAACGUGAUCAUCUUCGUGAUCUGCAACGACGGGUACACGAUCGAGCGGUUCAUCCACGGGAUGGACGCGUCGUACAACGACAUCGUGGAGUGGCGGUACAAGGACCUGCCGGCGGUGUUCGGCGCGACGGAGGAGACGGCGCGGUCGUACGCCGUGCGCACCCGCGGCGAGCUCGAGGACCUGCUCGCCGAUAAGGACUUCAACGAGAGGAAGGGCCUGCGGUUCGUCGAGCUGUAUAUGCCGCGCGAGGACGCGCCGAAGAGUCUGAUGUUGACGGCGGAGGCUAGUGCGAAGAGGAAUGCUAUGACGGAGUGA